Messenger RNA from Ilex paraguariensis (yerba mate), 766 nucleotides. NCBI's taxonomy places the organism in Eukaryota, Viridiplantae, Streptophyta, Magnoliopsida, Aquifoliales, Aquifoliaceae. The record is from the annotation of a GenBank genome assembly.
CUCAGCCCUUAGGCUAUCUUAUAAUACUGCACUUCCUUAAGCUUCUUUCUUUCUUAUUGCUGUUUUUGGUUCUGCUACUCACUGUUCUUGUACAAUAUGGCCUCUUUGGUACCUGAAAAUUGGUCAUGCAUGAAUGGCCCUAAUCAUGACUUCCAUAACAUGGAAGUCUCAGAAGUGGAAACUGCCCUUCUCAUCUCACUACUUGAUGAAUCACAAGGUGACGAUAUUUGUGACGAUGAAAGAUUAAGGAGUGUAAUUCAAUCUCUGGAAGUUGAGAUCGGUCCUCAAAUGGUCGACGAUGUUCAUAACUCAUUUGUGGAUCCUUCUUACUAUACCAAUAUGGCAUUGGAAGAGGGUUGCUCAUUGUCCGAGGGUGGGGUACACGCGGACGGUCAGGAUUGUUCCUCAUCUUGUGAUCUUGAUCAUACCUAUUGGAUGGAUAUGGAGAUGAUGCUUUCCUCACCUAGUGAUUGCAUGAUCAAUUGGUAUUUGGACUCCUAUGGAGAGGAUAUGGAGGGUAUGGGUAUAUUUGAGUUUGGUGUUAGAGAUUGUUUUUCUUUUAGUUACUAUGGAAAUUGUAUAGAGGACCAUGAGUAUGGUUCUUUGUGGCAAGAUACAAAUGAUUCAGAGAUGGACAGCUAAGAUUUUGCCACUCUUAUGAUCAAAGCCUUGAAGCAUAAUGAAUUCUGCUAUUUGUUAUAAAUAUUUUAUAAUUGACAGUCUAGACCCUUAAUUUUUUAAGUUUAUUAUUUUCUUUAUAAGUGAU